Molecule: messenger RNA, 1683 nt
Organism: Prunus persica (peach)
Lineage: Eukaryota; Viridiplantae; Streptophyta; Magnoliopsida; Rosales; Rosaceae
Product: thylakoid lumenal 29 kDa protein, chloroplastic
Exons: 11
Coding region: 185-1234 (349 amino acids)
Biological process (GO): cellular response to oxidative stress; hydrogen peroxide catabolic process; response to reactive oxygen species
Cellular component (GO): chloroplast thylakoid membrane
Molecular function (GO): heme binding; peroxidase activity
Source: RefSeq, a predicted model, not a curated record
AUCCCAGUCAGGCAUUAAAGAUAGGAUAACACAAUAUCAUAAGCCACACGUAAACUAUAUCCACGACAGUGGCCCACAUUAAUAUCCUCUUCCUAGUCUCCACACUUGAAGAACAGCCUUGACUCUUUUAAGUGGAAACUAUAGACUAGACAGGUUCUCAAGUUUUCUCAAAGACAACAAGGCAAUGGCAGUCUCCUUCCUAUCAACUGUCCCUUCCUUGCUUCCACUUGUUCCUGUCCCUCUCAACAUUGCUGCUACCUCUGGCUCCAGAUACCCAACUGUUUCUGUUACAAUUCGUUGUAAUAAAAUUGAAGUUGAUACUGCUAAUGAGGAUAGGUUUCAUAGGAGGGACAUUCUCAAAUGUGUUGGUGCCACCAUUGGCAUGGAAUUGAUAAGAAGCUCAGGAACAUUUGUUGAAGUGGCUGAGGCUGCUGAUCUGAUACAACGCAGACAGCGUUCUGAAUUUCUUUCAAGUAUCAAGGACACCCUUUAUCAAGCUAUAAAGGCAAAUCGAGACAUUAUCCCAUCCUUACUAACUCUGGCACUGAAUGAUGCUAUCACUUAUGAUAAGGCUUCAAAAUCUGGGGGACCAAAUGGAUCUAUCAGAUUCAGCUCAGAGAUAAGCAGACCUGAAAACAAGGGGCUCACUGCUGCUUUGAAUUUCAUAGAAGAAGCAAAGAAGGAAAUUGAUUUGUAUUCCAAGGGUGGACCCAUUUCCUAUGCUGAUCUGAUCCAAUUAGCAGCACAAAGUGCCACAAAGCAAACCUUUCUUGCUGCUGCAAUUCGCAAAUGUGGAGGGAAUGAAGAGAAGGGAAAUUUAUUAUACACUGCAUAUGGUUCAAAUGGUCAGUGGGGCUUGUUUGAAAGGAAUUUUGGACGGAGCGAUACCCAGGAGCCAGACCCAGAGGGAAGGGUUCCCCAGUGGGACAAAGCAAGUGUGCAGGAAUUGAAGGACAAGUUCUCUGCCCUUGGCUUGGGACCCCGCCAGCUAGCUGUUCUGUCUGCAUUCUUGGGUCCUGAUCAGGUAGCCACAGAAACUUUAUUAGCUGCUGAUCCUGAAGUUUUUCCAUGGGUUCAGAAAUAUCAACGUAGCCGAGAAACAGUAUCCGAAACAGAUUAUGAGGUUGAUCUGAUCACUACUUUCACAAAACUGAGUAGUUUGGGACAACAAAUCAAUUAUGAGGCGUAUACUUAUCCAGUCAAAAAAGUAGAUUUCAGCAAACUCAAAUUGUAGAAAGAUCACAAUACUCACUAGAGCAGUUCCAGCUCCAGCUAGUCAACCUUCGAUUCUUGCAACAAUCUUAUAGAGACUGGUUUGUUUGACCCACGGAUAGCUAAAAUGUUAUGAAAUUGGAAAAAAUUAACAAGAAUGAGGUUAAAGAGGUUAUUGUGGUACCUACUGCCAAUGCCCGCAGUUUCAGUACAAUAUUGUAUGUCCCAUAUUUACCAGCAGUUUCAGACCAAUGGCCAUUUUCGACCCCAAAAUAUAACAAUGUGAAUCUUCGAGCCGCUCAGCUUAUUAUUGGUGUUUUAGUUGUCGGGUUAAGGAAACCAUCUCUCUUUUCCAUUUUUGUUUUCCUUUUACUUCUCUCUUUUAAACUGUGUAAUGUCACAUUUUCACAACCAAUGUGGUGUUAGUUGAAGAGAGAGAGAUUCAUAUGAUUGAUGAACAACUGCACUGAA